UGGAGGAGCCGCCCCGACUGCGGGAGUCCAGGGAAGGAGGGAGUAGAGGCCGGGGCAGAGGGCGAGGGUGGAGGGCGCUGGCGGCGGCAGCCGCGGAAGAUGAGCAGCAGCUGCUCAGGGCUGAGCAGGGUCCUGGUGGCUGUGGCUGCAGCCCUGGUGUCUUCCUCCUCCCCCUGCCCCCAGGCCUGGGGUCCUCCAGGGGUCCAGUAUGGGCAGCCUGGCAGGUCCGUGAUGCUCUGUUGUCCUGGAGUGAAUGCUGGGACCCCAGUGUCCUGGUUUCGGGAUGGGGAGUCGAGGCUGCUUCAGGGACCCGACUCUGGACUGGGACACAGACUGGUCUUGGCCCGCGUGGACAGCACUGACGACGGCACUUACAUCUGCCAGACCCCGGAUGGUGUAUCUGGGGGCACGGUGACCCUGAAGCUGGGCUUUCCCCCAGCUCGUCCCGAGGUCUCCUGCCAAGCAGUAGACUAUGAAAACUUCUCCUGUACGUGGAGUCCUGGCCAGGUCAGCGGCCUGCCCACCCGCUAUCUUACUUCCUAUAGGAAGAAGACCCUGCCAGGAGCUGAGAGUCAGAGGGAAAGUUCAUCCACAGGGCCUUGGCCAUGCCCACAGGACCCUCUAGAGGCUUUCCGAUGUGUGGUCCAUGGGGCAGAGUUCUGGAGUGAGUACCGGAUCAACGUGACUGAGGUGAACCCACUGGGUGCCAGCACGUGCCUUCUGGAUGUGAGGUUACAGAGCAUCUUGCGCCCUGACCCACCCCAGGGACUGCGGGUGGAAUCAGUACCUGGUUACCCGAGACGCCUGCACGCCAGCUGGACAUACCCUGCCUCCUGGCGCCGCCAACCCCACUUCCUGCUCAAGUUCCGGUUACAAUACCGUCCAGCGCAGCAUCCAGCCUGGUCCACGGUUGAGCCCAUCGGCUUGGAGGAGGUGAUAACAGAUGCCGUGGCUGGGCUGCCCCAUGCGGUACGAGUCAGUGCCAGGGACUUCCUGGAUGCUGGGACCUGGAGUGCCUGGAGCCCAGAGGCCUGGGGUACUCCUAGCACUGGUCCCCUACAGAAUGAGAUGCCUGAUGGGAGCCAGGUACACAAACAGCAGCAAGAGGCAGUAGUCGCUCAAGAGGACGGCCCCACCCCUCCAAGACCUUCCUUGCAGUCAGACCCAAGGCCACUUGAUCACAAGGACCCCUUGGAGCAAGUGGCUGUGUUAGCAUCUUUGGGAAUCUUCUCUUUCCUUGGUCUUGCUGUUGGAGCCCUGGCUCUGGGGCUCUGGCUGAGGCUGAGACGGAGUGGCAAAGAUGGACCUCAAAAACCUGGGUUCUUGGAACCAAUGAUUCCAGUGGACAAGCUUCCAGGCAUCCCAAACCCGCAGAGGACCCAGGAGAACUUCAGCUGAUCCCACCUGUAACCCUGUCAGGCUGGGGUGCUUAAAUGGGCAGGCAGAGAGAGGCAGGGCAGUGGAUCCCCGUGGAUGGAGGUCUCAGAAGUUGGAAGCCCUUUUCUUUGAGACCCGAUAUUCCAAACGUCCUGCCAGCUCAAUGCUGUCUGAACCUCUGAUGUCAUCCUUGAGGUGGAAGUCCACUUGAGGAAUGUGUGUAGAUGUGCGUGUCUGUGUCCAUCUGUGACUGUGUGUAUGUGAGAUAAGGGACAUACAUUCUCUGUAUGUGUGUAUAUAGAUGCUUGGAGAGUGUGUGCAGACCUUGGCCUUGGCCCUUGUGGGGACUGUGAAGAGUUGAAAUAAAGAGACCGAAGAAGUUUUUGGAGA
This is a messenger RNA of Peromyscus eremicus (cactus mouse), 1767 nucleotides long. RefSeq names its product interleukin 11 receptor subunit alpha (gene Il11ra). NCBI's taxonomy places the organism in Eukaryota, Metazoa, Chordata, Mammalia, Rodentia, Cricetidae. The transcript has 13 exons. Gene Ontology annotation, molecular function: protein binding; cytokine receptor activity. Bases 100 to 1398 code for a protein of 432 amino acids. The record is from RefSeq and is a predicted model, not a curated record. Gene Ontology annotation, cellular component: membrane.